UCUCGUCUCCCCUCAUCAAGGUAAGCUCCCACACGCAUAGCCGCCGUCGCCACGGACAGAGCGAGCGCGAGAUCUGCUCCGGCGUUAUCCCCGCCGUCUCCAGCCUUCCGAAGCCGCGAGAAGCAGCGCCUCGUCCGCCCCCGUCGACCCCCGCAAGCUGUACGACCGGAGGAGCCGGGAACGACUACGUCCGCGUCCUCCUCUACUUCCCGAACGUCGCUGGCUUCUUCCUCUACUUCCUGGACGUCGCAGGCUUCUUCCUCUACUUCCCGGUCGCCGGCUUCUUCCUCUACCUUGAUCCGCUCCGGCCAGCCAACGUCCUCUUCAAGACUUCAACCUUGUGCGCGCGCCCAGCCAUGAUGUUCGAAGAGGCGGUCUGCAAGCUCGCUGCCGACAUAGCGGCGAUCUCGCCGGCAGUGGUGAAGAAGGCCGUGGACGCACUGGCGCGCAGCAGCCGUGCCUGCGCCGCUGCGGAUGCCUUCAUCCACCUGUUCCUGGGCACGUUGUACGUGAUCGUCGCGGCAAUUUUCUUCGACACGGUCGCGGUCCGGGUCUGCGGCGGCGACUACGCCGCGAGAUCCGUCCUGUCCGAGAUCACGGGAUGCAUCUUUACAGCCUCCCUGCUUCUUUCAGCGCCGGCGUUCCUGCUCUUCUUCCUGCGCGCAGCAGGGAGCAGCAGCGAGCUGGCGGAGGGCCUCCUCAUGAAGGAUUUCGAUGAGCGGCUUUCUUGUGCCCCUGAAAGCCCUCCGUCUCCGCUAGGCAGGGCAGCUGCACAGCUUUUUGCUUGGUCAUUUUGGUUGGGAUUCAUCUCGUGGACUCUUCAGCUGUGUGGACUAUUUCCAGAGAUUUCUGACCUUCUUGACGACGCGUCUAAUCUGGGCAUCUGGUCAUGUUUCGCUCUCAUCUAUUUGCGUGCUGGAAUGGCGCUGCGGAGGAUGAAUCCCAGGCCCAGCGACAUCAUCGCGGCAUAGGCAGAUCACGCGGCUUCACCUACUCAGGAUUUCGAGCUGGGAGCAGCAAGGUGAUGGGGAUCAGCGCCAGUGCAGGGAGUGCUGCUGCUUCGUAGCUAUUCUAGCGGAUGCUGCUGUGGAUAAAGAGAUGGGCUGAGUAGUAAUCCAUCUGGUAGACGAAGUGGUAGUAUAACUUAGUAAGCUUGUUUCCAUGCUAUGCUAGGUAGAGCUUAAGCAGUUAGUAUGGGAGUAGUUUGGUUACUCUGAACAGGGCUUAUCCAACAAGGUUAUUUACCUUUGCACAACCUAAGAACAGCCAGUAAUUAAGCUUGUUUCAAUGCAUGUCAUGACAUGAAUUAGUACGCUGUGAUGAAGGCCUUCCUUCCAUUCUAUGUAAUCAUAGCGUUUUAUAUAUUUAACUUGCUGGGUUCAUUGCUA
Messenger RNA from Triticum dicoccoides, 1388 nucleotides. RefSeq lists its product as uncharacterized. NCBI's taxonomy places the organism in Eukaryota, Viridiplantae, Streptophyta, Magnoliopsida, Poales, Poaceae. Bases 357 to 971 code for a protein of 204 amino acids. The record is from RefSeq and is a predicted model, not a curated record. The transcript is spliced from 4 exons.